Dujonia railenensis is the source of this 258-nucleotide messenger RNA. The record is from the annotation of a GenBank genome assembly. Lineage: Eukaryota; Fungi; Ascomycota; Pichiomycetes; Serinales; Debaryomycetaceae.
AUGUCUCUAACAGUAGAAUCCUUGAAGGAAAUAAUAGAAGACAGAAUCGAAACCACUUUGGUGCAGGUAGAGGAUAUGUCCGGUGGGUGUGGACAAGCAUUUGCUGUCAUUAUAGUUUCGCCAUUAUUUAAGGGUAAGAACAAAUUGAUGAGGCAUAGAUUGGUUAAUAGUAGUUUAAAGGAAGAGAUUGCAUCCAUACAUGCUUUCACCCAAAAAGGAUUUACUCCUGAGGAAUGGGAGGCACAGGGAGGAAAAUAA